GUCAGUUUCAAAAAGACUUUUUGCCCACUAUUUUUUUAUUUUUUGUAUUAAAAACUCCCAAAAAUACAAAAAUGAAUAGGAUUCCAGGCAUCAAUGACGAUAUCCAUUUAAAUUUCAUCACAGACAGUGGUUUGGCAGAUUUAAUGAAUCAUGCUCAGAAGCUUUUACAGAACAAGAAACUAAUUCAAGCAUUACCUGAUAACGGACGACAUAUACGAAGUCGAUUAGAAAAGCUGUUGCUGGAAGCUCACCAAAGACGAUUCUGGAUUUGUCUAGAAGAACUACACAGUAUUUUUGAAUAUAAUGCAAAGAGAAGAGAAUAUGUGGAACGGUGGAUGAGAAAUUUCGAUGUAAACAAUCAGGAAGAAAUAGAACUGGAUAAAAUAACCCAAGACUGUAAAAGAUCACGCUCACUACCUAGGUAUAUCCCGAACUACUACCAUUACACUGUAUGUAGACCUAGUCGGUGAGUCCAGUUGAUGUAACACCUACCUACAUAUAUGAAAUGAUGGAAUGAAAUGAAAUAUGACUGCACAUCUGAACUGUGAACCUCAACCAAGAAAAUCGUUAGUCAAAACGUUCCUGCACUCAAUAACUCUGCUUCUGCUAAAUGUUGUAGUGUUAUCAUUUCCUCCAAAGACCUCACAGAGGAUCGGAGACAACUUGGGCAGCAACAUUUUGGAAAAGAAGUGGAUUAAUUUUAAGCUAGUACCAUAACGAAGAGGUUCAAGCUUUAGAAGUCCAAGAACCAGUCCAGAAUUCCUCCUGAAGCAAAAUAAAAUAAUAUAAUUUUUGUUAUAUAGUUACGUUAUUAAUAAUAAACACA
Molecule: messenger RNA, 826 nt
Organism: Sitophilus oryzae (rice weevil)
Lineage: Eukaryota; Metazoa; Arthropoda; Insecta; Coleoptera; Curculionidae
Exons: 6
Coding region: 72-470 (132 amino acids)
Biological process (GO): transcription elongation by RNA polymerase II
Cellular component (GO): nucleus
Molecular function (GO): transcription elongation factor activity
Source: RefSeq, a predicted model, not a curated record